Tetrahymena thermophila SB210 is the source of this 231-nucleotide messenger RNA. RefSeq lists its product as hypothetical. NCBI's taxonomy places the organism in Eukaryota, Ciliophora, Oligohymenophorea, Hymenostomatida, Tetrahymenidae. The record is from RefSeq and is a predicted model, not a curated record. The transcript is spliced from 3 exons.
AUGAGAGAUAAUAUCUUAUAUUUUGGAGUUCUAGAUUUUUUGUAAAAAUUACUUAAAAUAAUCGUAGAUCCAAUAUUGUAGAGAGAGAUAAUAGGAAUUUAAUUAUAAGAAUAUUUUGUAGAAAUAAAACUUAAAGGCAAUAGCACGUAGUUGUAUAUCUAAAAGCAAAAAGAGAGCACUACUUUCGAUUCUUCGUAAAUCUUGUCACGAGAUCAAUAGAAUGCAUAAUGA